AUGGACAGAUACAUAAACUGCUUUCGCCGCGGCGGCGACGGAGCGGAGCCUGUGAAAGUCACGGGAGCUGCCGCCUCCGUCGAAGAGUCUUCCGAAGACCAAGGCAAUGCCCCGCCCGUUCCGAAGCUCAUGGUUGGCUUCCCUUGGAUCCGCGAGUUCAGCUACAAGGAGCUUCAUAAUGCGACCAAGGGCUUUAAGAAUAUCAUCGGAGAGGGGGGGUUCGCAAAGGUGUGCCGCGGGCGGGUGAUGCUGCCUGCAGGCGACGGCGCGACGAGGGAGAUUGAGGUGGCAGUGAAAGUGAUGCGAGUAGAGCCAUUUACGGAUGAAAAGCUCAAGGCCUUCGAGGCUGAGGUGGCAGCCAUUCCACAAGUAAAACAUGCCAACAUUCUGAGUCUGGAAGGCAUAGCAAUAAGCAAAGAGCAGCGACCGCUUUUCGUCUAUGAGUACAUCCCGGGAGGUGACGUCAAGUCACUUCUCCAACAAGUCCGCAGGAACGAAGACCAGUUUCCCUGGAAGGAGCGUGUGAAGGUUGCGCUGGGGUGUGCCGAGGCGCUAGCUUUCAUUCACGAAAAGGGGCUCAUGCACCGCGAUUUCAGGUCGUCAAACGUGCUUCUGCGAGAGGAUCGCACUCCAAUUGUGGCCGACUUUGAAUUGGCUCCCUUCAUUGAGGAGUGGAGCUGGUCUCCGGGUUACCUGACCCUGGCCGCGAAAUUAAGUUUAAAGAGUUGA
Molecule: messenger RNA, 729 nt
Organism: Closterium sp. Yama58-4
Lineage: Eukaryota; Viridiplantae; Streptophyta; Zygnematophyceae; Desmidiales; Closteriaceae
Source: the annotation of a GenBank genome assembly